AUGGGGGACAGAACAUGCAUUAUAGAUCUUGCAAGGAUGCUUAAUUUGAGCCCGACAACAGUUUGGAGAUUAAUCAAGAGAAAGGUGUUAAAGGCUCACUCAAGUCCCUUAUGUCCCGGUAUUUCAGAAACUUGCAAGAUGACAAGAAUGAGAUGGGUACUUAGAUUAAUUAUGGAUUACUCAAUACCACACGACCCAACAUAUUAUGGCAUGUAUGACUUCAUUCACAUAGAUGAAAAAUGGUUUUUCCUAACACAGAAAAGUCAAAGAGUAUAUCUUGCAAACAAUGAACCAAAGCCACACAGAAUUGGAAAGUCAAAAACAAAAAUCCCUAAGUUUAUGUUCAUGGCAGCAGUAGCAAGGCCAAGAUGGGGUGAUGAUGGCAAUUGUGAGUUUGAUGGCAAAUUGGGUAUUUUUCCAUUCACAAAUUCAGUUGCAGCUAAAAGAACAUCAAAGAACAAAGUGAAGGGGACAAUAGAAACCAAGCCAGUGAAGUCAGUGAAUCAAAUAGCAACAAGGGACAUGAUGAUCAACAAGUUAAUUCCAGCCAUCAAAGAGAAAUGGCCACCUCAUGUCGGGGAAAAGGUGAUCUACAUAAUUCAAGACAACGCAAAAGCACACAUAUUGCAAUCUGAUCUAGAGUGGCAACAACACUACAAACAAGAUGAGUUUACUUUUGUAUUAACUCAACAACCAGCAAACAGUCCAGAUUGUAACAUAUUGGAUUUGGGGUUUUUUAGGUCAAUACAAUCACUCAUGCAUAAGAAAAUGCCAAAGACAGUGGAAGAUUUAAGUGGAGCAGUGAUGGACUCUUACAAAGAACUUCAUCCAAAGACAUUGUCUAAUGUGUGGAUGACACUCCAAUAUGUGGGAAAUGAAAUUCUAAAACACAAGGAGACAAUAACUACCAACUUCCACACAACAAGAAAAAAAAUUAGAGGAUGA
Spinacia oleracea (spinach) is the source of this 945-nucleotide messenger RNA. RefSeq lists its product as uncharacterized. The record is from RefSeq and is a predicted model, not a curated record. The transcript has a single exon. Gene Ontology annotation, molecular function: nucleic acid binding. The coding region runs from base 1 to 945 and encodes 314 amino acids. Lineage: Eukaryota; Viridiplantae; Streptophyta; Magnoliopsida; Caryophyllales; Amaranthaceae.